Oncorhynchus gorbuscha (pink salmon) is the source of this 415-nucleotide messenger RNA. RefSeq names its product C-x(9)-C motif containing 1 (gene cmc1). The record is from RefSeq and is a predicted model, not a curated record. Lineage: Eukaryota; Metazoa; Chordata; Actinopteri; Salmoniformes; Salmonidae. Bases 137 to 415 code for a protein of 92 amino acids. The transcript is spliced from 4 exons.
UAGAGUCGUGGCGAAUUGUGGGGGUUGUAGUUCGUUCCACAGUUGAGUGACGCACCCGGAAGUAAACGUGGUAAAGAAGAGAGGUCACUUUGCGUCUGUUUUGUAAUGUUUUGAUUCAGCAACACUGCUGAUAAUUAUGGAAGCAACCAAAGCAGAGGAGCCCUUCCUGAGGCAUGUGGAGACUGAUGUACUCAUCCCCAAGAUGGUGAGGGAGAAAGCCAAGGAGCUCUGUGCUGAAAAGGUUACAGCGUUCAACCACUGUUGUAAAGAGACUGGCUUCCUGAUGGUGUUCUACUACAGAGACUCGGCGUUCUUCGAGGAGUGCAAGCAGGAGUACAUCAAGGAGAAGCUGGAGUUCCAGAGGACCGGGGUGGCGGCUAAGAACCGCUCACAAAAACUACCAACCAGCAUGUAG